AUGCCUCGCCUUUCGACUUGGACUUUAUCAGUCUUACCUCUUCUAGUCCUCUCAGUUGCAUACCUCGCGCAGAGCUACAUUUCCCCACUGGGACCAGCUCCUCAUCUAGGGUUUGGACUCAGGUGGUACGGUAUCACAUUCUCGAGUUCCGAAGCCCAAGCACCGUUGGCUCAGCCUCAUUCCCAAAUAAAAGAUACCGGAGUUCCUGUGGAUUCAACAUUAGAAGCUCUUUCCGGGGUUGCGGUGGACGCCGCUGCCGAUGUGGACCCCCGUCCCAAAUUCAAGAGGCGGAUUGUCGCCGUAGGGGAUAUUCACGGCGACCUGCUCAAUGCACACAGAGUUCUCCAAAUGGCGCGUGUGGUUGACGAAGAUGGGCUAUGGACUGGGGAGGUGGAUGUAUUUGUACAGACAGGUGACAUUAUCGACAGAGGAGAUGAUACGAUUGCGCUCUAUGAAUGGCUGGAAGAACUGAGGGAGCAGGCGCAUGGGAUGGGUGGUAUCAUGAUUUCACUACUAGGAAACCAUGAAUGGAUGAAUGCAAUAGGUAAACCUGCAGAAUACGUGUUUCCAUCCGAAGUCGAAACAUUCGGGUCGAUCAGCAAGCGCCAAAGGGCAGUAACGACAGGGUGGUUGGCUAAUAUCUGGGCUUCUAACUAUACUACAGCAGCCAGACUGCCCCUGCAUGCACUGCUAGGUCCACCUAAUACCGAUUAUCCGCCCCCUGAGGAUAGCCAGUACCAGCGUGCGAACGCAGGGCCCCUUUCACAUGCGGCGUUUUCGUUUGUGCAUGGAGGGCUAGCACCGUCAUACCCUAACUUGCAGCCGUUCCCAAGCGCGAUCAACAACAUAUCCGCCUCGCUCUUUCACAGGUUGCGGUCAAGGGAUCCACAACCACCGCCGCACCCACCACACGCAUACCCGGGGCUUCCCGUUGGCACGACGCGUGAAGAGGCACGUCUAUAUGGGAGUGACGGACCGCUGUGGUACCGAGGAUGGGCAGAAGAAGGAGACGAAGCGAGGCUGUGUGCACAAGCAGACCAGGUGCUGCAGAAAACUGGUACACGUCGGAUGGUAAUGGGUCAUACUCCCAACUUGCAUAGCAUCGUUGCAAAGUGCGGAGGAAAAGUACUGAUCAUUGACACCGGUAUAUCCCAUGCGUACGGAGGAGUACUGUCUGCACUAUCAGUUGAAUACACACUGGAGCCUGUAGAUGGCGGUGGAUGGAGAGAACAGGAGGUGGUGAAGGCACUUUAUGCUGACCAGGACGACGAACUGUUAGCCCACGCUACCCGAGACCUUGCGGAAAACGAGCUUUUCUAA
This is a messenger RNA of Pisolithus orientalis, 1320 nucleotides long. Its product is annotated as Metallo-dependent phosphatase-like protein. The record is from RefSeq and is a predicted model, not a curated record. The transcript is spliced from 5 exons. Bases 1 to 1320 code for a protein of 439 amino acids. Gene Ontology annotation, molecular function: hydrolase activity. NCBI's taxonomy places the organism in Eukaryota, Fungi, Basidiomycota, Agaricomycetes, Boletales, Pisolithaceae.